AGAGGUGGCCAGGGCUGGAAUCCUAACAGCACAUACAAAGAGCUAUUCAUGAUGUCAGACUAUUGUUGGUUUGAAGGAAUACCUUUACCUGCCAUAGGGGUUUCAAAAGAAAUUGUGGAAGAUAUUCGUAAUAAGUUUGUGGUGAAAGAAGAUGACUUGAUCAUAUUGACGUACCCGAAGUCAGGAACAAACUGGCUGGUUGAAAUUGUCAGCUUGAUUCAGACCAAGGGAGAUCCCAAGUGGAUCCAAUCUGUGCCCAUCUGGGAUCGAUCACCCUGGCUAGAGACUAAUAGAGGAUAUCCUUUCUUAAUUCAUAAGGAAGGACCACGACUCAUUACCUCUCAUCUUCCUAUCCAUAUUUUUCCCAAGUCUCUCUUCAGUUCCAAGGCCAAGGCUAUCUAUCUCAUUAGAAAUCCCAGAGAUAUUCUUAUUUCUGGUUAUUUUUUCUGGGGUAAGACGAACCUUGUGAAGAAUCCAGAGUCACUGGGGACUUAUUUUGAAUGGUUCUUCAAAGGCAAUGUUCCAUUUGGCUCAUGGUUUGAGCAUAUUCGUGGCUGGCUGUCCAUGAGAAAAUGGGACAACUUUCUGGUGCUGUAUUAUGAAGACAUGCAAAAGGAUGUAAAGGGAACCAUAAAGAAGAUCUGUGACUUUCUAGGAAAAAAAUUAGAGCCCGAUGAGCUGGAUCUAGUCCUCAAGUACAGCUCUUUCCAAGCCAUGAAAGAAAAUAAGAUGUCCAAUUUUAGUAUCAUUGACAAAAAUGUGAUUACUAAUGGCUUGAAUCUUCUGAGAAAAGGCACAACUGGCGACUGGAAGAAUCACUUCACAGUAGCCCAAGCUGAAGUUUUUGAUAAAGUAUUCCAGGAGAAAAUGGCUGGUUUCCCUCCAGGGAUGUUCCCAUGGGAAUAAGUUUUCAAAAUUUUAAAUAUGAUAUGAACACUGAUGUUUAUGUUCCUGUUGUUCUGUAUGUGAUUAAGUGAAUGUGGUCAUAGAAAAAAUCCUGUAGUGAAAUUCUGA
This is a messenger RNA of Arvicanthis niloticus (Nile rat), 1014 nucleotides long. NCBI's taxonomy places the organism in Eukaryota, Metazoa, Chordata, Mammalia, Rodentia, Muridae. The record is from RefSeq and is a predicted model, not a curated record.